Messenger RNA from Bacillus rossius redtenbacheri, 2147 nucleotides. RefSeq names its product circadian clock-controlled protein daywake-like. NCBI's taxonomy places the organism in Eukaryota, Metazoa, Arthropoda, Insecta, Phasmatodea, Bacillidae. The record is from RefSeq and is a predicted model, not a curated record. The transcript has 6 exons. The coding region runs from base 33 to 677 and encodes 214 amino acids.
CGGCGGUAUCCGGGCACACUUGGUCGUCGAACAUGGAGCACAUCACAGCCCUCGUCUUGCUGCUGGUCGGGACCUGUGCCCUAGGGGGCGCCUCCCUCGAGCCACGUGACCCCAAGUACAAUAUUCCUGUACUUGAUCCUCUGGUGGUGAAGGAGCUUCGUCUGGGAGACGCCUUCGUGGCGAUGACACUCAAGAACAUGAUCAUCAGAGGGUUCAGCAGCUACACAGUCGUCAAGAAGGAGCACGACAUCCUACUUAAGCGAAUGUACGCAGAUCUCUCUGUCCCACAGUUGGUCGUCGAUUCUGAAUACGAAAUAAGCGGCAGUUUGCUGAAUCACCUAAUAGUCGGUCGUGGAUACAGCAACACAACCAUCGAUGACCUGAAAAUUAAAUAUGUAAUGGAUUACGAUUUGAUUCAGAAGGCAGAUGGGAAGGUCUACGUUAUAAAUAAUGAUAGUGAAACGUUUUUUGACAUCACAGGCGGUAAAAUGUAUUUGAGUGAUUUGUUCGACGGAAACAAGGAACUGGGUGAAAGUGUAAACAAAUUUUUAAACGAUCACUUCUUAGCAGUUUUCCAGCAAAUGUCUGCUCCCAUUGGACUCAAAAUUGUUAACAUUAUGGAGGAUGUUCAAAACCAACUUUUCAACCUCAUCCCGUUCAAUGAUUUGUAUGCUUAAUCAUCGGUCACUUAAAAAAAUACUGAAGUGCAGAAACCGUGUUACCAGAACAGUUCCAGUGCCAUAUAAACUCUUCUCUUCCUGUUCAGGAGAAACCACCAAACGUUAAUAACUUCUACUGAGCAAGAUUAAUUUUAUUUUCAUAUUCCUGAGUGUUUUAAAAAUUUCAAAAAAAAAAAGUACUGAUAUCCUGAGAAGUGUUAAGCUCGUGAAACUUAUAAGUAAAAAUGGGAUGAGUUCAGAAACUAAAAUUAUGCGCGUAAAUGGAUUAAGAAUAUAAAUAAGUGUUUAUUUUACUUUUUACAAGGAUCAUUUUAGGAUAUUUUAGUGAAAAUGUUUCGGUUUUGUGUCACAAGUAAAAAAAGUAUAUUCUCAACUAUAUUUCUUUAGGAAUAGCGAAAUAUUUCUUGAAAUCUAAUGUUAAUUAUAAUUGUGAAAAAUGCAAAUUUUUAUACUUUGGAUAAGAUACAAUUUAAAUACAUUAUAUUUUUAUAUACAAUAUAAUCAGCCAGUAGCGCAUACUAGAAUUUAUUUUGUUUGGAAUUUUGAAAGAAAUAGAAUUUAACGCGUCUGUAAGAGCGACUACUCGCAGUGCAGAUGAGCGAAUCGGGAAUCCCGCUUACAGGGGCAUUACACAUUGGCAGGUAGAGAUCCUUUUGCACACAAAAGAAAAUAAUCACAUCGCGCGUCCUCGCGCGUCUGACCUGGCUCUUCUUGUCACGUGGAGUAUCCGGCGAGUAGCCACGCCUUCCGGGCGUGUGACUCGCGAAGAUGCCAUCAGCUUGAUCUUCGCGGUCCCUGGGAUACUCCGAUAACUGCCCCUGUGGGCGGGCUUCCCGCUUAACUCGUCUGCACUGCUAGUAGCCGCGCUUCCUGGCGCGUGACUCGCCUGCUCGCUUCGGCCAUCCGAGAGACUGACUGCUGUUGCUGCUGACUGCUGCUUGCUGGACUGUCUCUGAAGAUGUUGCUGCGGCCGCUUUUUGGGUAACUGCGAACAGUUUGUCAUCAAGCUUCCGACGAGGAACACAGAACUUCCGUUGCCUACUGGUAUAAUAUACAGCUGGUGAACUUCUAUGCAGGGGUUUAAAAAAUUAAUGCAGCGUUACUAAAUGUGCUUAUAACUGAGUGGCGAUUGUUUGGAAUAUUAAGUAAAUAUGUAGUAAACUAAAAUUGUUUCACGAGUUUAUUUUUUAAAUAUAUAGAAAGUUUAAACCAUAUUAACAAUAGAUGGGCUGUCCUAUGGUUCUUUAAUUGUUGUGACAAUUUAUUGUUCAAAUUGUUUUGUUAUUUUUUCAAUAAUGUGUUCAUUAGACAUAAAACACUAAUUACUUUGUUAACACAUGUAUCUCAAUAUUGGUGUAUGAUUACUAACAUAGAAUUAAAAAAAUAUGAUUAACUUUACAUUAAUUUUUUAUAAUUGUUAAAAAUAACUCAUACAUGAACUGGGUUUUACAAGGUGCUAAAAUAAAU